This is a messenger RNA of Odocoileus virginianus texanus, 1782 nucleotides long. RefSeq names its product cleavage and polyadenylation specific factor 4 (gene CPSF4). The record is from RefSeq and is a predicted model, not a curated record. NCBI's taxonomy places the organism in Eukaryota, Metazoa, Chordata, Mammalia, Artiodactyla, Cervidae. Gene Ontology annotation, molecular function: RNA binding; zinc ion binding. Gene Ontology annotation, cellular component: mRNA cleavage and polyadenylation specificity factor complex.
CAGGCGAGGCGAGGCUGCGGGGCGCCGUGUGCGGCUGAGCCGGCGGCGGGUAGAGGUGUGAGGGCGGCCGGGAAUCUGAGCGGGAGCCGGGCCGGUGUGGCCGCCGCCGCCACCAUGCAGGAAAUCAUCGCCAGCGUGGACCACAUCAAGUUCGACUUGGAGAUCGCCGUGGAGCAGCAGCUCGGGGCGCAGCCGCUGCCCUUCCCCGGCAUGGACAAGUCAGGGGCUGCUGUCUGUGAAUUCUUUUUGAAAGCUGCCUGUGGCAAAGGGGGCAUGUGCCCGUUCCGCCACAUCAGUGGUGAGAAGACGGUGGUGUGCAAGCACUGGCUGCGGGGGCUGUGCAAGAAGGGGGACCAGUGCGAGUUCCUGCAUGAGUACGACAUGACCAAGAUGCCCGAGUGCUACUUCUACUCCAAGUUCGGGGAGUGCAGCAACAAGGAGUGCCCCUUCCUGCACAUCGACCCCGAGUCCAAGAUCAAGGACUGCCCAUGGUACGACCGCGGCUUCUGCAAGCACGGCCCCCUGUGCAGGCACCGGCACACGCGGAGAGUCAUCUGUGUCAAUUACCUCGUGGGAUUCUGCCCGGAGGGGCCCUCCUGUAAAUUCAUGCACCCUCGAUUUGAACUGCCGAUGGGAACCACCGAGCAGCCCCCGCUGCCGCAGCAGACGCAACCACCCACGAAGCAAAGUAACAAUCCGCCAUUACAAAGGUCGUCCUCCUUGAUCCAGUUAACGAGUCAGAACUCUUCUCCCAACCAGCAGAGAACCCCGCAGGUCAUCGGGGUCAUGCAGAGUCAAAACAGCAGUGCAGGCAACCGAGGACCCCGGCCGCUGGAGCAGGUCACCUGCUACAAGUGUGGUGAAAAAGGACACUACGCCAACAGAUGCACCAAAGGGCACUUGGCCUUCCUCAGCGGACAGUGACAGCAGCUGGAGCCGGCUCAGAGCUGCCUGGGGAGCCCCGUGCCGGCGGCGCUCUGGGCCAUUCCUGGGAGUGUGCGUUUAACUGUUUAAUGCCAGCGUUGGUGCCGCUCUGGCUGGAGCCGGCAGGCAGGCAGGCACCUGGGUUUUAUCCUCAGGGGCUCCGUCUUGUCAGUAUCCCCGUCAUUUUGCUGUAAUCUCCUUUAAAAGGGGGACAUAGUCCAGUCUGGCCCCUCAGGUUGGCCUCCUGUCUGGGACUCUGCACACCACCCUCUCAGGAGGGAGGGAGCUGUGGGACAGGGCUUGUGCUUAUAGCAGUUCUGUAGAGAGGGCAGCCCUUCCCCUCGGGUGUGGGCCUCCUUAAACACCAGGGGCUGGCGGAGUGUUCAAAGCUGCAGCCAAGUCGUGCCCGCUUCCUCCCUGUCCUGCCAAAUCAGAGGCUCAUCUGUUGGUGGGAUUUGAACGAGGCAGCCCCCCAGGGCAAGCUCAUGUGCUUGCUACCCCAGCCGGGUCCUGCUCCCUGGUGGCCACGGCUGAGGAAGGGUGCAGGGCCAAGGCUGUCAGGUGUGAUGGCCUUUUUCCUCUGGGUGUAUCUUCCCGGGGCACCUGCCUGACGGUGUUUAAGGUACACCUUAGCUGGAGCUGCCGCCAGCUCUUCCACAGACACGCAGUCUACCUGCGCACCUACCUCCCAGGCCAUCGAGCAUCUGAACUGUCAGACACCAUGGGCCCAGAGGAGAGGCCCCUGCCUCUGAGCCUGGAAAUGUGAAACCGGCACCUGCGACCUGCGGGGCAAAUGGGCCUAUUCGAGUCCAACUACAGGAACCAUUUCUAGGAAGCUGAUUAAAGCUUGUUUUGUAA